Molecule: messenger RNA, 1306 nt
Organism: Triticum urartu
Lineage: Eukaryota; Viridiplantae; Streptophyta; Magnoliopsida; Poales; Poaceae
Product: transcription factor MYBS2
Biological process (GO): response to gibberellin; response to ethylene
Molecular function (GO): DNA binding
Source: RefSeq, a predicted model, not a curated record
AGACGGUAGCAGGUGCCGGUAAGUAGGCAGUGAGGACAAAGCCACCCACCCACCAAGAGUCAGUCUCUCCCUCCUUCCCCUCGUGCGGUAGCCUCCAAAUCAUCCAACGUCCAAUCCACUUCCAACAAGAUACCGCCACCAUCCUCCGCCUGAUCCGACCUCUCUUCCAUCAGCGACAGCGACCUCGCAACCCCCGGCUCCAUCGACCAUCGGGCGAGGGAAUGGAGGAGGAGGGCGCGAGGAAGGCGGUGCUCUUCCGGCUGUUCGGCGUCGAGGUCCGCGGCGCGGAGGAGGAGGAUGACGCGGAGCCCAUGGAGCUCAAGAAGAGCACCAGCAUGCCCAACCUCGCCUGCGCCUCCAACAGCCCGCCGCUUCUCCUGCCCGGCGAGGCCAGCCACGACAAGGGCUACGCCUCCGACGACGGCGAGCUGGCGUCCACGCCGCAGCUCAAGCGCCGCCGCCGCAAGGCCCAGGAGCGCAAGAAAGGGAUUCCGUGGACCGAGGAGGAGCACAGGAAGUUCUUGGAGGGUCUGAAGCAGCUGGGCAAGGGGGACUGGAGAGGCAUCUCCAAGAACUUCGUCACCACCAGGACGGCCACGCAGGUGGCCAGCCACGCCCAGAAGUACUUCCUCCGGCAGACCAACCCCGGCAAGAAGAAGCGCCGGGCCAGCCUCUUCGACGUCGGCAUCCCCGCUGCCCACAGCUACGACGAUCAGCUGCCAAGUCCUCAGAGCGUUGGAACCAAGCUUGCUCCUGCUGAGAAGAUACUCCACACAGACCGCGGCGACGUGCCGCUACCAAGUUAUCCUGGAGGCAUCAGGGGCAGCAACAACAACAUGCAGAUGCAGGCUGAUGAGCUAACUGACCGUGUGAAGAAGAGAUCAAAGUUCCCCACCGGGACGUCGCUGGCCGCCAUGGCUGCCUCCGGGCUGGAGCUGGCAAUGUCUUCGUCUGCCAGCAGCAUCCUGGAGCUCAGCAUCGCGCCUCCUCGCUGCUACGGCGCGGUCGACGCCAUCAAGGUGCUGUGAUCGACCCCCGGCUGCCAGGCCUGGCCGAAGGGAUUGAUUUGAUCUGCACCACCAGCAGCUUAGCUUCAUGUGGCGCCCCUGUUCUCGUUGCCGUGCUAACCUUGUUGCCCGUCGAUCGUCCUAGUAGCUUUUUCAGCUAGUGUAUGGAGUAAAAUACAUAAGAAUUUGCUUGCUUUGGUACAAGUUGGUGAAGGGAAACCAGAGAGGAUAUGUGUAGUAGGUUUGUUUGUAAUGUAUGGUUACCAAAUUUAAUUAAUGUUAUCAGUGCUUGCACCGCA